AUGGUGUCUCAAUAUGUCUAUGAUCUUUGCCAUGCGGGCGCCACGGUGAGCUCCGAGUUGGCAAAGAACCCGAGUGACACACCCGAAAAGAUUAUUGAACGGCUCUACGGAAGUCAAAAGCCCCAUACUCCGCGCCAUCCAUCCUCCAGUUCUAGUGACAACGGCGACAAAGAAGAUGCCUCUCGCGAUGCGCUACAGAGGGCAUAUGAGUGCGGGCAGUGGCCCCGAGACAAGCCCAGCCGCCUGUUUCUGCGGGCAUUUGCAGAUUCGCUCGCUUGUCUAGAUGCAAAUCCACUUGCGGGGAUGGUGUCUCCGCCGCUGAUGGGAUCCUCUGGUGUUGUGCCCCUGACAAUCAUUGCGCCAUUGGUCAGUCUUAUGCAUCACUGUGCGAACCUCAUCCGAAAAGCUAGGAAAGAGGUGUUCUUCAUCACUUGCACCUGGAAAGCGUCCAUUGCCCAGCGCUUGAUUAGAGAUGCAUUGGUCGACCUGUCAAAGCGGGCUGGUCAGAGAGGAGAGCGAGUGAUGGUGAGGAUAAUGUUUGACCAGCCCGGAGUCUGGCAUGCGCUUGACAGCCAUCAGUUCGUGAAAUCCUCGACGUAUGACUCAAAGCAUGUUCAAUUACCGUUUCCCCAUGAGAUUCCUAACCUGGAGCUCGAGGUGAUUGGACUUCACACCAUAUUCCUGGGAACCCUGCACUCCAAGGUGCUGAUUGUGGAUGGCGUAACCGCCGCGGUCAUGAGCAACAACGUGGAAGACAAUGCAAACGUUGAAAUGCUGACGCAUCUCGAGGGACCCAUCGUUGCCAGCAUCUACGACACUGCACUUAUCACGUGGCAGAAGAACUUGAAAGAACGGCCAUCCACCGUUGGGCAAGCUCAGACCACUGACAAGGCCGUCGAGGCGGGUGCCACUCGUCCCGAAGCCCUGGAGGAUCCCCAUUACGACAGCGACCUGAAGGAGGAAAUGGCAUACGCCAACCAGGGCUACGACGCUACGGAGAAGGUGAGCCGCCUUGAAGCGGUCAAUCACCAGCUCAAUUUGCCCAUCAAAAAUCACAUCCAGGCCACCGGCCCUGAGAUUUCUGAUGGAAAGGAGAUGACGCCCUAUUUCUCGAGCAUGACAUCACAACCGGUUCCCAUGGCCCUGGUCUCAAGGCCGGCUUACGGGCCUUUGGAUGCUGGAAACACGUAUGUGCCACAGAAUGAAGCAUGGCUAUCACUUGUGAGAAACGCCAAGAGGAACAUCUUCAUUCAAACACCAGACCUCAAUGCCGACUCUCUGUUGAAAGCCCUGGCUGAGGCCGUGAAGCGAGGCGUGGAGGUCACGUAUUACGUGUGUUUUGGGUACAACGAUGCGGGCGAGAUGAUACCGGGUCAAGGCGGGACCAACGAGCAAGCGGCCAGGAGACUCAUUGCAUUGCUUGAUGGCGACGAGCAAGCGCUCCAGCUGCUUCAUAUCUAUAACUACGUCGCAAAGGAUCAGGACCACCCUAUACAUCACUCCUUCAAGUCUCGCUCUUGCCACAUCAAGCUCAUGAUUGCCGACGAAACAGUGGGAAUCCAAGGAAGCGGCAAUCAAGACACACAAUCGUGGUGCCACAGCCAGGAGGUCAACGUCAUGGUCGAUAGUCCCGAGGUGUGCGCACAGUGGAGGUGGGGGAUCGAGCAGAAUCAGAACACGCGUGCCUUUGGUAGAGUAUCUGCUGAUGGUGUCUGGAAAGAUGCAAAUGGGAUCCAUGGGCAGGGCUACUCUGGCGAUCCGGGUAUGGUGGACGGACUGGUGCGAGGCGUUGUUGGUAUGGUAAAGAAGGCGAUGGCUUAG
Clonostachys solani is the source of this 1821-nucleotide messenger RNA. NCBI's taxonomy places the organism in Eukaryota, Fungi, Ascomycota, Sordariomycetes, Hypocreales, Bionectriaceae. The record is from the annotation of a GenBank genome assembly.